UUUUAUUCUCUCUGUUUUUGCUCUGUUUUCUUCAAUCCCCUUCGCUCACAAAGAUCUCCCAAUGGCCAACACCGAAGCUAAGUUCCAACAAAACCCACCUCAGAAAACUCAAAACCUCUUUUUUGGAGCCCAAAUUUGCCUGAGAAUUCUGGCCGUCGCGUCGACAUUGGCCGCGACAUGGAUCAUCCUCACCAGCAAGCAAUCCAUUGAGAUCAUUGGCAUAACCUUCGAAGCUCGUUAUAGCUAUUCCCCUGCCUUCAAGUUCUUUGCUUUGGCAAAUGCCCUCGCUUGCGCCCUCUCUGCCACGACUCUGUUCCUAGUCUUCUUUUUCCGUCGCAUUUUCUUGAACCCGGCUAACUAUUUCAUCCUGUUCUUACAUGAUUUGUCGUUGUUGUCAUUGGUGCUAUCUGGAUGCGCGGCGGCGACGGCUGUAGGGUACGUCGGGCAGUACGGGAACAGCCACGCCGGCUGGUCUCGGAUUUGCGAUCACUUUGAGAAAUACUGCAAGAGAGUCACAACUUCUGCGGCCUUCUCUUACUUGGCCGUUCUGUUUUUCCUUGUGCUCACCAUCUUGUCUGCAAGCAAGUCCAGACAAAUUCAAGUCUAGCCAAGACAAGUGUUACUUCUCAACGUUUCUAUUCACAUGCUUUGGAAGAAAAAGAGGAUGAUAAAGAGUGUUGUAUUGACAUUUGCCCUUACCUUGCUAAUGAAAUGCAUUCAUCUUUUCUUUUA
Messenger RNA from Morus notabilis, 732 nucleotides. Its product is annotated as CASP-like protein 1F1. The coding region runs from base 62 to 607 and encodes 181 amino acids. The transcript is spliced from 3 exons. The record is from RefSeq and is a predicted model, not a curated record. NCBI's taxonomy places the organism in Eukaryota, Viridiplantae, Streptophyta, Magnoliopsida, Rosales, Moraceae.